ACUCUCAUUGUUGGGCUUCCCCGCUGCAAGAGGAGGAAGUCUGAUUACAAGGGGCUUAACCGCGAUUCAUACAUGCAGACAAGGAGUCAUAAAUAAAGCCUGGAAGUUUCCAUCACUCUCACCAGAAAAGCGUAUUCUCCUACCGUGAUAAAGACUGCAGAAGGACACUCAUCCCCCGAAGGUGAAGGCUGGCUGAGAGACUGUGAUUCAAGCCUAAGCCAUGCUUUGCGAGGGCAGACUGUUGAGCAUGACCUACGGUGAAUUGGAUCUGGAUCCCCUCUGUCCUCAGCAGACUCUCCAGAGUACUUACAGGCUGCCAAGAGCAGCUGCUACCUUCAUACCCGGCCCCACCAGACACACUCCAAUCGCUCAUCAUGUCUCCCCUGAGCAGACAGGUCCUCCAUCGGAAGAGUUGUACAUUUCUCCGCUGCAGUCUUUGGAUUUCAACAGACAGAUCUCUGCAGAGAUUGAGAUCCCCGCUCAGGCUUAUUCAGGUGCCGAUUCUCCAUUUUUGGUUCCCUCUUUCUGUCAGAGCUUCUGCCAAAACUACAGCGACCUCCAUAUUGGGGGUGACCAUGUUUUGCCUCUCUCUGCCAACGAUGGUGAUCCCCGUGUUGGCAAUGAUGCCCAGGCUGUGGGCCCCUUCCUCCAGUCAUGUGACGUCCUCCCAGCUGUGGAGGAAUCUCCCCCAGGAAAGACACCGCAGACUGGACUUCUGCACCCACUUAGAGGAGGCUCAAACCGCUGGAGACAAGGAAGCAACCGUGAUAGGAGUUUCAUGUUCCACGGACGGGAAGGUCCAUUCUCCAACUCUCUUCUGAACCAUUACCUGGAACAGAAAAUCCUGGAUUUAUACCAGCAGUACAUGAUGGAGAAUAUGGCCAGAGAAAAACCUGGCUCAGGUUCUGAAACAGGUCCUGUUUGCCCCUUGCUGGGCUCAGAGCUGGUUUUGACAAGCCUGGACCAGAUCACAUUGCAGCUGAGUCGAGAGGGAAACCUGGAGGCUGGUCUGGCCAAGGACAUGGUCCUGAGCUGCCUGUUGCGGGUGGCGGGUGACAUGCAGUCAAGUGAGAUCAGCACUCCUUUUCUGCAGAUUUCAAAUGAAGCAUCCAGGGAGCAGCUCGGGGAGGAUAAAGAGGAGUAACCCUUGUGUCAAAGCACUUACUCAUCCAAUUCUGCCUUUUAUUUUUAGCUUUAUUACUAUUAAACAAGAGGACCCUGAAAACCACAUUCAUGUAUGUCUAUCUUUUAGAAGCUGUAGUGGAUGACUUUGAAAGAAUGUUCUUUAUGCAUUUAAAGGAAGUUUGUGCAGGAUGUAUGUAUCAUAAUUUUAAAAUGUAGUCAUUCAGGUGAUGGUUGAGCAUAUUCAUGAGUUGGGGUUGUACAGUUUUGAUUCUCUAAAGGACAAUAAACACAGGAAGUGAAAACAGAAA
Messenger RNA from Notolabrus celidotus (New Zealand spotty), 1433 nucleotides. RefSeq names its product protein CXorf21. Gene Ontology annotation, biological process: regulation of toll-like receptor signaling pathway. Bases 221 to 1144 code for a protein of 307 amino acids. The record is from RefSeq and is a predicted model, not a curated record. The transcript has 3 exons. Lineage: Eukaryota; Metazoa; Chordata; Actinopteri; Labriformes; Labridae.